AUGCCCAAAUCCACCACUUCGUACCACAGCGACGAUGACGGAGACCGCAGUGGCACCCUGCAUGGCUCCGGUUUCCUAAACCCUGAUGAUAGGCCUAGUGCUCCUCCCUCUCCCGUGGCACGCAGGCACAAAUCGACCCGCCCAUCCGACUCCGAUCUGCGAAGCCAUAUCUUCAACCGCGGCGCCGAUGAGACCUCCAGUCUCCUGCGGCACAGAGACAACGACCAUGGUGGCUACCUAACCGUGCCCGAUACCACGCCGGGCACGCCGAGGCCUUACGUUGGAAGGCAUAACAGCGGGAGCUUGCGCCUUCCACGGAACCAUAGUCGGAACCACAGUCGCAGAUUGUCUUUCAGCUCAAGGCUGGUGAAUGCCCUGGGCGUGGAGCGGCGUCAAGCGAUGGAAGCAAGCCUUCAAGAAGCCAGACACUCCGUCUUCCGCGACGACCGCGCUUGGUAUGACCAGUUUACCUCGACCGACUGGGUCCACGAUAGUAUCGCCGAUGCCUUCCGGGUCAAAGGUCUGCGCAACAGGAAGGACUUCCGCGGCAAGCUACAAUCGUGGUUUGAUGGCGCUCAGGGAUGGAUACUUGUGGCCAUUAUCGGCGUCCUCACAGCUUUUGUCGCAUACCUGGUGAACAGCACGGAGACCAUUCUAUUCGACUGCAAGUCCGGCUAUUGCAAGACGCAUUGGUUAUAUAACAAGAAGAGCUGCUGCUCGGGCGCCAGCACCUGUGAUGAUUGGGAAUCUUGGGCAAGGUUGCUUUCCGGGGACAGGUUCGACGAUGUCUGGGUCGAAUUUGCAGCUUUUGUGUUCUUCGUGGUGUCGUUGUCCUUGCUGUCAUGCCUUCUUACCUUGACAACCAAGACAGUCAUACCUUCGCGGUUUUCCCUCUCAACCCUCGACGAGAACCUAGGUGCCGAUUCGGCACUGCCGACCCCUACAACCGACAAUAAGGGAAGGAAGCGGAGCAUUAGCCCAGGCGAGACAUUUGAGAAGGCCCAGCAGCGUCCACCUAUGGUGUAUUACUCUGCCGCCGGUAGCGGCGUCGCAGAAGUCCGGGUCAUUCUGAGCGGUUUUGUGCUUCACGGAUACCUUGGAUUUCGGACUCUUGUCAUCAAAACCCUGGGACUUAUUCUGAGUGUAGCUUCAGGCCUCAGCCUUGGCAAGGAAGGCCCUUACGUCCAUAUCGCAACCUGCAUAGGUAAUAUCGCCUGCCGUCUCUUCUCCAAGUACAACUACAACGAUGGAAAGCGGCGUGAGGUUCUCAGUGCUAGUGCUGCAAGUGGUGUUGCUGUUGCGUUUGGUGCUCCUAUUGGUGGUGUCCUUUUCAGCUUGGAGGAAGUCAGCUACUACUUUCCACCCAAGACAUUGUUCAGGACUUUCUUCUGUUGUAUUGCCGCGGCUCUCUCACUGAAAUUCCUCAACCCCUAUGGCACUGGCAAGAUUGUUUUGUUCGAGGUUCGCUACGUCACCGACUGGCAGUUUUUCGAGAUGAUUGCCUUCAUCAUCGUCGGUGUCCUCGGUGGCGUUCUGGGCGCUCUGUUCAUCAAGGCUUCUAAAUUUUGGGCGACUACCUUCCGCCGUAUUCCUUUCAUCAAGAAACGCCCCAUAUUUGAGGUGUUCUUGGUGGCUCUCGUAACUGGCAUCGUCAGCUAUUGGAACCGUUAUACUAAGAUGCCCGUUGCGGAGCUCUUAUUCGAGCUGGCCUCCCCCUGCGAUACCUUCACGGAAACCGGUACCGGCCUCUGCGCCACCAAAGAACGGAUCCCAGAGAUCAUUUGGUAUCUCUUCUUGGCUUUCAUCGUCAAGGCUUUGUUAACCGUCGUUACCUUCGGCAUCAAAGUCCCUGCUGGUAUCUACGUCCCGUCCAUGGUCGUUGGUGGUCUCAUGGGUCGUAUGAUUGGUCAUAUCGUGCAAUAUCUCGCACUUAACUACUCGCACACGGGUCUAUUCGGUACCUGUCGCGCAGAUGCCAACCCCGAAUCCUGCGUUGUCCCAGGUGUAUAUGCCAUGGUAGCUGCCGGAGCCACCAUGUGCGGCGUCACUCGACUAUCCGUCACGCUUGCGGUCAUUUUGUUCGAGCUCACCGGAAGUCUCGACCAUGUGCUGCCAUUUUCACUCGGAGUCCUUGUUUCGAAGUGGGUGGCCGAUGCCAUCGAGCCCCUCAGCAUCUACGACUUGCUCACAGACAUGAACUCGUACCCCUUCCUCGACAACAAGUUCCGCCCCGUCUUCACUUCCCAGCUGGGCGACAUCACUCCCCGCGUCCGGGAGGAGCGCAUCAUCGACAUUUCGAACUCGCCUCUCGUCCCCGCCAAGCGGCUGCGCGCGCAGCUCGAGUACCUGCACAUGGGCGGCGAGAUCGACGGCGGGCUUCCCAUUGUACGCGACGGCAUCCUGGUCGGUCUGAUCCCAGCACCAGACCUCGAAUUCGCGCUCGACAAGCUCGACAACGAAGACAACAGCUUGUGUCUGAUGUCGACGGAAAUCGGGUGGCACGGACACGGAGAGGAAGAGGAAGAAGCCGACGACGACCCGACUGAUUUCACGCAGCACAUCGAUCCGGCUCCUAUGGCGCUUGAAUUCCGCUCGCCCAUGGAUCUUGUCUACGAAUGCUUCGUCAAGCUGGGCUUACGCUACAUCUGCGUGCUGCGCGACGGCCGCUAUGCCGGCAUGGUCCAUAAGAAGGCGUUCGUCAAGUACAUGAAGGAACUAGAGGAAGAAGGCAAGAGAUAG
Messenger RNA from Aplosporella prunicola CBS 121167, 2739 nucleotides. RefSeq lists its product as uncharacterized. Gene Ontology annotation, cellular component: Golgi apparatus; early endosome; membrane. Gene Ontology annotation, molecular function: voltage-gated chloride channel activity. The transcript has 5 exons. Gene Ontology annotation, biological process: transmembrane transport; chloride transport. The coding region runs from base 1 to 2739 and encodes 912 amino acids. The record is from RefSeq and is a predicted model, not a curated record. NCBI's taxonomy places the organism in Eukaryota, Fungi, Ascomycota, Dothideomycetes, Botryosphaeriales, Aplosporellaceae.